AUUCUCCUGAUAUUCAGAUCUGUUGUGAAAACGGAGGAGUCCAUAGACUAAUUAUAUCAGAAGCCUUUGAGGACGACACAGGGCGCUAUUGUUGUCUUGCCUCAAACUCAGUUGGAUCUGACUCUACAUCUGCAGAAGUAUUUGUUGAAGGUGCCAGUUCCUCUGAUUCUGACAGUGAAAUUUUCAAAUCAAACUCUGGAGCCAUGCCACAGGCCCAGAAGAAAAGUACUUCUGUUUCUUUAACAAUAGGAUCGUCUGCUCCAAAGGCUGGGAUCACUACAGCAGUAAUCCAACCUAUCUCAGUGCCUAAUCAGCAAGUCCAAAGUCCUACUUCAUACCUCUACAGAUUAGAUGGAUCUAAACCCAGUCAUGCUGUGCCUAUUUUUACAAAGGAGCUGCAAAAUGUGACAGCAACUGAAGGACAAGUAGUUGUGUUUGAGUGCAGAGUGAAGGGACCACCUCCCUUGCAAGUCAGUUGGUUUCGGCAAGGCACUGAAAUUCAGGAUUCCCCAGACUUCAGAGUUCUUCAAAAAAAGCCUCGAUCUGCAGCUGAACCUGAGGAGAUAUGUACUCUGGUAAUUGCAGAGACCUUUCCUGAAGAUGCAGGAACCUUCACAUGUACAGCAAGAAAUGAUUAUGGAUCAGUGACAAGCAGUGCAAAACUGAUUGUGCUAUCAGCUGGUUCUGAAAGCUCCAUGCAUGACUUGUCAAUGAGGGAACAGAACAAUGAUGACUUCCACCAUUUCCCACCUCCACCUUCGAGUCUUGAGAUUAGUGCUGUUGAGCUUCCUCCAAAGAAGCACUCUGAGAGCCAUCAGAUGAACAACACUGAACGGAGACCGAGCAUAUCAGCCCUUCAACUGCAGCUCAACUCCACUGACAAGAAAACCAAUGGUGUCCAUCCCAGUCAUGGAGUUAAUGGGGUGUUUAAUGGCAAUGCCAAAACUGAUAUACCUGCUCCUCAUCCAAGUGGCCUUCUUUCACCCACAAAAACACCACCACCUGUGCUUGCCAAGCCAAAACUGGACCCUUUAAGACUUCAGCAGCUGCAGAACCAAAUCCGCCUGGAAAAAGAAGCGAGUCAGUGUUCUCAUCAGCAGCAACUUGGUGUCUACCAGAGCCUGCCCUCAUCGCCAUCUUUCCCCCCUCCACCUUCAUUCCAAGAACUUGAAUCCAGCCACUCCAUUGUUCCUCCUGUGCAAAUGAGCGUUCUCAACUCUCAUUCUGCUCCCACUAUGCAGUCCUCCAGCUCCUUCAACUAUGCCCGUCCUAAGCAGUUCAUUGCCGCCCAGAACAUCAGCCCUGCUUCAAGCUACAUGACUCCUUCAUCUGGAUCUUCCACCUCCAGCCUCCCAUCCCCAAUGUCUCCCACUGCUUCCCAGAAACAAUUCGGCAGAACAUCUGUCCCCCCUUUCUCUCAGCCUUUUGCUCCUGAAGGGGAAUACUCCUGGUCUCCUUCUUCCCCUUCACCACCACCGCCACCUCCCCCUGUUUUUAGUCCAACGUCCACCUUUUCAGUGGCUGAUUCCUUCCCACUGCCACCACCUCCUCCACCUCCUCUCCCAACCUCUGUCCCAUCACCCUCCCGCAGUCUAUCUCCCACGUCUCGAUUUUCCAACUCCACCCAAUCCCCAGCAGCCUUCCUUAGUUCCAUGCUACCAUCUCAGCCUUCUCCUGUUGCUGUCAAUGCACUUGGACUUCCGAAGGGUGUCACGCCUCCAGGAUUUCCAAAGAAAACAGGUAGAACAGCUAGGAUUGCAUCUGAUGAAGAAAUUCAGGGCACAAAAGAUGCAGUUAUCCAGGAUCUGGAAAGAAAGCUUCGCUUCAAGGAAGACCUGUUGAACAAUGGUCAACCAAAGUUAACCUACGAGGAGAAGAUGGCUCGUCGACUGCUAGGGGCUGACAGUGCUGCAACCGUCUUCAGCAUCCAGGAGCCAGAAGAAGACGUGGCACUCCAGGAAUACAAAGUCUCCAGCUUUGAGCAGAGGUUGAUCAGUGAGAUCGAAUUUCGGCUGGAGAGGACUCCUGUAGAAGAGUCAGAUGAUGAGGUGGAGCAUGGAGAAGAGCCCCUGGAUAAUAGUGUGGCACCAUAUUUUGAGAUAAAGCUGAAACAUUACAAAAUAUUUGAAGGAAUGCCAGUCACGUUUACUUGCAGAGUUUCUGGAAAUCCAAAGCCAAAGAUCUAUUGGUUCAAAGACGGGAAGCAAAUCUCUAAAAGGAGUGAGCACUACAAGAUGCAGAGAGAACUUGAUGGGACCUGCUCUCUCCACACCACAGCCUCCACCCUGGAUGAUGAUGGGAAUUAUACUAUCAUGGCUGCCAACCCACAGGGCAGGGUAAGCUGUACAGGAAGGCUGAUGGUCCAAGCUGUCAACCAGAGAGGACGCAGUCCCCGGACACCACCUAACCAGUCUCAUGUCAGAAGACCUCGAUCUCGCUCAAGGGACAGCGGAGAUGAAAAUGAACCAAUCCAAGAACGCUUCUUCCGACCUCAUUUCCUGCAGGCUCCAGGAGACUUGAUAGUUCAAGAGGGAAAACUUUGCAGAAUGGACUGCAAGGUCAGUGGCUUACCAACUCCAGAUAUAAGCUGGCAAGUCAAUGGAAGAGUAAUACGUUCUGAUAGUUCCCACAAAAUGCUGGUUCGUGAAAAUGGUGUGCACUCUUUGAUAAUCGAGCCUGUCACAGCAAGGGAUGCUGGCAUCUACACGUGUGUCGCCACCAAUCGAGCUGGUCAGAACACAUUUAGCUUGGAACUUAUUGUUGCAGCGAAGGAAGCACACAAGCCACCUGUAUUUGUAGAGAAGCUACAAAACACCGGCGUAGCUGAGGGGUAUCCUGUGCGACUGGAAUGCCGAGUUUCAGGUGUGCCAUACCCUCAGAUUUUCUGGAAGAAAGAGAAUGAGUCUCUAACGUACGACACUGACAGACUAAGCAUGCAUCAGGAUAACUACGGUUACAUUUGCCUGCUUGUUCAGGGAGCUACAAAAGAAGAUGCUGGUUGGUACACUGUGUCAGCUAAGAACGAGGCUGGGAUUGUGUCCUGCACAGCAAGGCUGGAUGUCUAUGCUCAGUGGCAACAACAGUCCCAGAACACCAAGCCAAAGAAGGUGCGUCCCUCAGCUAGUCGAUAUGCCGCACUUUCUGACCAAGGACUAGACAUCAAAGCAGCGUUUCAGCCAGAAGCAAACCCAGUUCAUCUGACACUGCAGUCUGGACUGGUAGAAAGCGACGAUCUGUAAACCUUAGCUGUCGGGUCUACCAAUUUCUUUCAAAGUGAAACACUGAAAGCCAUUGUCUUGACCAAUGAUAAUUUAUGCCACUUUAUGCGAAAGGUAGACACCUUUAAGUGCAAAGGAUAAAGAACACAACACCAUGGCCACAUCUUUCUUGAUCAUUGUACCAAAUUGGAGUAGGUAGCAAUCAUGAAAUAGAUGUGUACACUCCACACACACAGAUGCGCACAUAUACCACCUUCACAGUCAUUUUUGUUACUAUGUGGGAAGUACUAUUUUGAACAAUUCUAUUCACAAAUGCUGAACUUAAUGAGAUUUUUCAAAAUUGCAUAUACUGCAGACCUUAUCACCAAGUGCCUUUUAUGAGUUAUAGGUGCUAUAAACACAUAAUGCUCUUUGGGCCACAACACAACUGCAAAUGUAUCAGCGAUGUAUUCUGAUGUGCAAUAUGGAAGGGAUAAAACAAGACAUGGGGAGGAAGAUAGAGUGAAAUUAAAUUCUAGUAUCUGCAAACGGCUUUCUGUCUCAAAUUAGAAAGAAACUUGCCUUAAAUGUACUUAGUAUGGGCAAGGAAGCUUCACACCAGAUAGCUUAAUGUGACUUUAGCCAACAGACUAACUGGUUAAGUUAUAAAUGUACUGCCAGGCUAAUUCAGUAAUAAAACACAGACCUUAUGAUGGAAUUGUUUUACAGUGUUACAUUUGUUAAAGUGGAAUAGGGCAACAGGCCAGACUUUUCUCAGAAGAUGAAAACGUUGUUGUUCAUGUCUCUGAAAUUCCAUGGUUAUCUGAAUGCUAGGAUUUUUUUUUAUGCUAGACAUUUGAUUGACAGAUUGUCUUUAUGACAGAGGAGAGGAUAAUUAGGAGUAGAAGAGUAAGUGUGGGAAAGGAAUGAGUUUGCAAUAAGAGUUUAUACGAUAAGCACACACCACAGAGAAUAAUUAGAGAUGGGAAAAUGGAAUGAAGAAUGAUGGUAAGUAAAAUGGUGUUACAUUUUAAACACUGCAUGCAUGAUGUACUAGAAAUUACACUUUUGUGUUCUUAUCUAGUGCAGUAAGACACAGCAACCCUGCCUAUGGCUCAAAUCUUGUAAAGAAGGCAAAAAUUGUUGAAAUUCCAGACUGUAGACUAUGUCAUCUAACUGGACUAUUGCAUUGAAUAAUUUGGAUUCAAAAACAACUAAAUUUAGUUGGGAGGAAGUAGAAGAACAAUUGGGUCUGGUGUGGGGGGGAAGGUUUUGAUGGUACAAGAGUACUUUACUAUAAAAGGAAAACACUGUAUUCCUUUAUAUGAAGCACGGUUAUAGUACUUUAUUUAUAAUAAAAUGUUGAAAUCUUUAUCUCAGCUCAGUUACUCAAGCGCAGUACUUUUUUUAAAAAAAAGUUUUGUAUUAUGUACCACAUCAUAUAUUUUGCGUUACUGCUAUACAUGUAUUGCUUUGCACCGUGUUGUACACAAGUACACAAACCAGGUUUUUAGCAGCUAGCAAGUUUAACACAAAAGGUAGUUCUUCUAUACAAACUGAUGCAAGUGGUUAUGACCGCACCUACGGGCAUUUCUUCAAUGUCUGUACUGUCAUAAACCGUCUGUCAUAUGAUCCAUUCUGCUGUCACCUCCUAACCAAGCUUAAUGAAUUUCUUCUCAAAUGCUCCUUGCUAAUCUACUAUUUGUUUAGCUUCACUAGUAGCAUUUUGCUUCUUUUUAUUUGUAUUUAUAUAAAAUAUACAAUCAUUAUUACUUUGGAUUGUUGUGCUGAUAUCAUGUGGGUUUAACAUCAAUAAAUAUU
Gekko japonicus is the source of this 5018-nucleotide messenger RNA. It is a transcript of the gene PALLD, whose product is annotated as palladin, cytoskeletal associated protein. Gene Ontology annotation, cellular component: plasma membrane; axon; neuronal cell body. Bases 204 to 3239 code for a protein of 1011 amino acids. The transcript is spliced from 19 exons. Gene Ontology annotation, molecular function: axon guidance receptor activity. NCBI's taxonomy places the organism in Eukaryota, Metazoa, Chordata, Lepidosauria, Squamata, Gekkonidae. The record is from RefSeq and is a predicted model, not a curated record. Gene Ontology annotation, biological process: homophilic cell-cell adhesion; synapse organization.